Molecule: messenger RNA, 966 nt
Organism: Menidia menidia (Atlantic silverside)
Lineage: Eukaryota; Metazoa; Chordata; Actinopteri; Atheriniformes; Atherinopsidae
Source: the annotation of a GenBank genome assembly
AUGCCGGUGAUGGAACUAAAUUCCACCUAUUGUGAGGAGUGGGAGCAAACCCACCAUUUGCUCUUCCAUCUUGGAAACUUGUCUCUGUUGCUGGGCUUGAUCAUCCCGACCACUCUUGGUCUGCACAUGAUCCUUCUUCGCCUCCUCCUAAUGACAGGUUGCAGUCUCUUCAUUGCAUGGGCAACUCUUUACAGAUGCAACCUAGAUGUGAUGGUUUGGAAUGUGGUCUUUCUAGUUGUCAAUUUCCUGCACUUGUUCUACCUACUGUACAAGCGAAGACCGAUUAAGAUUGACAGGGAGCUACGGGUGGUCUACAAACGAAUGUUUGAGCCUCUUCAUGUGCCAGAGGCGUUGUUUCAGAGGCUCACAGGACAGUUCUGCAAAAUCCAGACAAUAAAGAAAGGCCAGGCCUACGCUGCAGAGGACAAGACCUCCGUAGAUGAACGUCUAAGCAUCCUGCUGAAAGGAAGAAUGAAGGUAUCAUACCGAGGCCAUUUUCUCCACAACAUCUAUACCAAUGCAUUCAUCGACUCUCCAGAGUUCAGGUCCACUGAGAUGCACAGAGGAGAGAAGUUUCAGGUGACCAUUGUAGCAGAAGAGAAUUCAAAAUAUCUGUGUUGGUCUCGAGAGAGGCUCACGUACUUCCUGGAAUCAGACACUUUCCUCAAUGAGGUGUUCAGGUACCUCAUUGGCAAAGACAUAACCAACAAACUGUACUCUCUGAAUGACCCCACACUCAGUGAUAAGGUUGUAAAGAAGAUGGACCGUCAACCCAGCCUCUGCUCUCAAUUGUCCAUGAUGCAGAUGAGAAACAGUAUGGCAAGCACCAGCGACACUGAUGAUGUCCUUCACCAGAUCCUACGAGGGGGAUCGGCUGGAUCAUCAACUCAAAAAUCCCCUGGCACCAGAUCAUCCAUUAAAAUGAAGCCAAUAGAGGAGGGUAUGGAGGAUGACGUUUUUAAAUAA